Molecule: messenger RNA, 2252 nt
Organism: Emericellopsis atlantica
Lineage: Eukaryota; Fungi; Ascomycota; Sordariomycetes; Hypocreales; Bionectriaceae
Product: multidrug resistance protein mdtG
Exons: 1
Coding region: 394-1989 (531 amino acids)
Biological process (GO): transmembrane transport
Molecular function (GO): transmembrane transporter activity
Source: RefSeq, a predicted model, not a curated record
UCACAAUGUCUGGGAUGACUGGCCGCAGCAGAGUCUUGUCACGACAAUGAUCAUCCCUGGGAAUGUCUCGGGACGCUUGAUGGUAUAAGUAUCUACUUAGCAUCUUGCCAUCUACAAGCAGCUGCCUGUUGCCUGUUUGUGCCACGCUCGCCCAUGCAUUCCAAUGACCCCUUGACGGCUUGAGUCUGGAAAUGUCGCCUUGUCCUGACCCAUUAACUUGUCUGUAACCUUCUUUUAACGCACAGAAGCCGAGGACGUCGACAUCACACUGGUCCAACAGCUCGGUUCGCCAGGCUCGCCUUGUCUUCGUCGCGCUAUCCCCAUCGACGGUUCCCUACGGCUACGGGCCACGAGAAGAGCAGGUCCAUCAUCGACAAGCAUCGACUGUCCAGCAUGGCUCCGUCCUCCAUCGAAAGUCGGUCCACCACCGAGGCCUCGGAGAGAUCGCCCCUGCUAGGCAGCGGCCUCUUCCCGCGACGCGACGACAACAGCUUCAAGGAUCCCAAGUCAGACCCGCCGACGGCCAGGCUGCAGGUGCUGCUGCUAUGCUUUGCACGGUUGAUGGAACCGCUCGCCUUCUUCUCCAUCUUCCCUUAUGUCGCCGAGAUGGUGCAGCGGAACGGCAACCUGCCUGACUCGGACGUUGGCUUCUAUACGGGCCUCGUCGAGUCGCUCUUCUCGGCCACCCAAGCCGUCGUGCUCGUGUUCUGGGGGAGCUGGGCGGAUCGCGUCGGCCGCAAGACGAUGCUGCUGUACAGCCUCGUCGGCAUGACAAUCGGGACGGCCCUGUUCGGCAUGGCCUCUGAGAUCUGGCAGAUGGUGCUCUUCAGGAGUGUCACGGGCCUGUUCUCCGGUGCCAAUCUGAUCAUCCGCACCAUGAUCGGGGAGCAUUGCACACCGGAGACGCAGGCGACGUUCUUCAGCUGGUAUGCUGUCGCUGGAAACAUGGGUCUGUUCCUGGGCCCUAUUAUCGGCGGCGCUCUGGUCAACCCAGCCAGUCAAUAUCCCUCCAUCUUUGGGGGAAUUCAGUUCCUCGAGGACUAUCCGUACGCACUGCCAGGUCUUGUCGUGGCGGCCAUCAACGCAACGGCUGCCUUGAGCUCCUUGCUGUUGCUCGAGGAGACACUGCACGUCAACACAAAGACGGACCAGCCCGGUAUGAGCGAUCAUCCAGUACCAGAGGUGCGAUCGCCGCAGCUGUCGAUGCGGCAACUUCUUCAGAUUCCCAAGGUGGCGUCUGUCCUGUAUGUGUACGGCUAUGUCAUGUUCCUCGCCAUCGCCUUUACGGCCAUGCAUCCCGUCGUGCUCUACACGUCGGUGGGCCACGGUGGAUUCGGCUUCUCGACAGCCCGCAUCACAAUGUACAUUACGGCGGUGGGCGCCACGGAGACUGCGUGGCUGAUGUUUGCCUUCCCCUUUCUACAGCGGCGAGCGGGGACCAAGUCGGUUCUGCUCACCUGUGCCUGGGCCUGGCCAUUGUUCUUUGGCGGAUACGUGGUGGUGAAUGCUCUGCUGCGCGCGGGUGGUGAUGAGACGACGAGUCUCGCCAUUGUCGUGGGCGCUGUCAACGUGGUACUCGGACCUGCCGCAUUCAUGUCAUUCACGGCGGUUCAGCUCGCCGUCAACGAAGCCAGUCCAAGCCCCGAUGUCCUUGGCAAGCUGAACUCGGUCGCCGAGAUUGGGUUCAGUGUCAUCAGGAGUAUCGUGCCGGGCGUAGCCACGGCCGUGUUCGCGGCUGGCGUGCGCGGCAACAUCCUCUCUGGGUACUUGGCUUGGGUUGUCCUGAUUGCGUUUGCCUUGGGUGUGCCUCUGGUGCUGAGGAGAUUCCCCGAUGAUAUGGACCAGCCAGGACCGGUGGAGGAACGGUGUUGGCCCGAUGAGACGUGCUGGACUACAUGUCCACGCAGCGAGUUUGGUUCCGUUCGCACGGCCGGCUCCAUCCGCACGAGGAGUUCCGUUUGCACGAUGAACACGGUUAGCACGGCUUGAAGGCACGGUGAGCAGACGGGGUGGUCCUCGACUGGACAUGAGGCAGCGGGUCGGUCACGGACUCACGGGAGGAGAUGCGGAGGAGAUAAUUCGACACGGAGCUGGGAAGAAUACCAAGUAAAUUUAGGGCCUACCCUACACUUCCGCCUUGACUGAUGCACAGCCCAUGUAUAAGGCACACAUACACUCAACUGAACGCGUGAAUGAGGCAGAAUGCGUAGUUCUCAUAGGAUUGCUUUAAGAGUAACCCGAGUGAAAGUUGU